AUGCCGUCUCGAGUCGCUGCUCGCGCUUCAUCGGUGACAUCCUCUCGCAAAUCAUCUGCCCCGCCCUCUGGAACUGCGCCGAAUGUCUUCAUCCCACCAGAGCCUCCUUUACCUACGUCUAACCCCAACCUCCGCGCAAGCAUAGUCGAGAUCUUCACUGAUGCGCAACGCUCUGCCACCAGCCACAGAAAGCUUGUAGUGCGGCUAAGAAAAAUACAAGAAGUAAGUUGUGGAUUGCGACAGGAGAAGGGGAGAGCGAAGCAAGGGAACAAGCUCCAUGAAGAAUUCAUGAAUGAUAGUUUCGAUGAUAGCGGUGGAGUGGCAGAGAAGGAAUUCAAUAUCGAGAUCUCUCGAUGCAUGUUGAGAGUUCUGGUUGUGAAAAAGACAGAGGCGGUCGGAGAUCGGGUUAUUAAAUUCUUAGGAACGUUCCUGAGAAAUGCCUCUGAGAAAGAUUUUGAGCUAUUUCUUCAGGGUGAUCCUGGUGAAACACAAACCUUACCAGAAACGCCUACCUUGAGAUUAAUAUUCGAUAUCGUGUCGACAAUGAUUCCCUUGCAAGCUGCCAAAGAAAGGGUCAUCCGAUAUCGAGCGACACAAAUCGUGACCCACAUUGUCAAUUCCCUGGACUCUGUGGAUGAUGAGCUGUACCACCUCAUCAGACAAGGCUUAGUUAAACGCCUUAGAGAUAAAGAACCUGCCGUCCGCGUACAGGCCGUGAUGGGUCUAGGCCGACUCGCGGGAAAUGAGGACGAGGAAGAUGAUUCCAGUAAAAAUAACGGCGCAGCAGCUCUCCUGGACAAGCUUCUGGACGUACUCCAAAACGAUACCAGUGCUGAAGUACGACGAACAUUACUUCUUAACCUUCCACUGACCCCGACUACCCUGCCUUACCUCCUCGAACGAGCACGAGACCUGGAUGCGCCGACACGGAGAGCAUUAUAUUCACGUUUGCUUCCGCAAUUGGGGGACUUUAGACAUCUAUCGUUGACAAUGAGAGAAAAACUACUACGGUGGGGAAUCAGAGAUCGAGAUGAUAACGUUAGAAAAGCGGCAGGGAGACUCUUUUACGAGCGAUGGAUUGAAGAUUGUGCCGGAAGACCAGAAACAGAGGAGAACGGCCAACCCGCAGACAAAAGUGCUCCACUCAGCAUGCCCGCGCUGAUGGAGCUCCUAGAACGUAUAGAUGUCGUCAACUCUGGUAUUGAAGGUGGAAUUGCCCACGAUGCGAUGAGAAGCUUCUGGGAAGGCCGUCCUGAUUACCGUGAAGCGGUUGAUUUCAAUGAACAAUUUUGGGAAUCUCUAACCCCAGAAACCGCAUUCAUGGCGCGAAGCCUCAACCAGUUUUGUUGGGAAGAGGGUGAUGGUGAAUAUGACGAUUUGGCAGAUGAAAAGAUUCCCGAAGUGACUGCACUAGCUUAUUACCUUCAUAAAUAUGCCAGCGAUCUUUUGCAAAGGCUAAAUCAGCCCAGCGAGGAUGACCGUGCCGAAGAGGAAACCGUUGAAUGCGAGUUUGUCGUUGAACAACUCCUUCAUAUAGCCCUAACGCUUGAUUACAGUGACGAAGUGGGCAGAAGGAAGAUGUUUUCUCUCCUUAGGGAGACUCUGGCCGUGCCUAACCUACCUGAAGAGGUAACAAAGCUUGUCGUCGAGGCUUUGCGAGCGGUUUGCGGCCCUGACGCUUCUGGCGAGAAUGAAUUUUGCGGCGUUGUUCUGGAGGCCGUCGCUGAAGUGCAUGAUACGAUCGUUUCGGAGGACAGCUUCGUUUCUGCUAAGUCUGAACAGAGUCAGGGAAGUUCAGAGAAAUCAUCUAAGCGAAACCGUUCAGAAACCCCUGAUGAUGAAGUUGAUGAAAAUGAAGGGGAUAGUGAAGAGGUCCCUUUUAAUAAGGAAGAGGCCAAAGCCAAGGUUCUGCGCGAGAUUAUGGUUAACAUGAAAUGCCUCUAUAUUGCGCAAUGCAUGCUGCAGAAUGUUCAAGGCAACUUGCAGGAUAAUAUGCACCUGGUCACCAUGUUGAAUAAUCUGGUGGUACCAGCAGUUAGGAGCCACGAGGCUCCUAUCAGAGAGCGUGGCCUCGAGUGCUUGGGUCUAUGCUGCCUAUUGGAUAAGACACUUGCUGAAGAGAACAUGAGUUUGUUCAUCUACUGCUACACCAAAGGCCAUGAAGCACUACAAGAAACAACGAUACGAAUUCUUUCCGAUAUCCUCACAACACAUCAUUCGAUACUUCUCCCAGUCCCAUCUCCAAACGAGGCCAACUCUGUUGUUACUCCCCCUUUUCAAAAACCAUUGCUUAAGGUAUUUGCGAAGUCCUUAAAAACCAACUCUCCACCUAUUGUCCAAACAGCAGCCGUCACGGCACUAGCGAAACUGCUUCUUACCGGCGCCCUGUCCCCGUCUGGUCCUAACGUACCCUCGUCAAUUAAAGAGCUGAACGAGAACUCUAUUGACACUCUCUUACAAGCUCUCGUUAUUUCAUUUUUUCAUCCUCGUACGCGAGACAACCCAGCUCUCAGACAAGCAUUGAGUUAUUUUCUCCCCGUCUAUUGUCACUCCCGCCUCACAAACGCUCAACAUAUGCGCAAAAUUUCAGUACCUGUCAUUCGUUCUGUCCUAUCAGCAGCUGACGAUUUCUAUUCCCUUGAAGCUGAUGAAGACAGCGACGGUGAGAUCGACGAAACAGUUGGGGAAAAGGAGGUCAAGUCCCUUAUGGCAAAUGUAGUGGGAAUGCUUGUCGAAUGGACCGAUGACAGGCGUAUAGUCGGGUUAGGGGGUGAAGCUCAACUUCCAGGGCUCUCUGUGUCUACCAACAGCACCCCUUUCCGACCCAGCGACAGCCUUCAUCUGGCCCUCAUGCGAGAUAUCUUGCAACGCCUCCUGGGCGUUGGCUCCACUAGCGCGUCGACCAAGGAGGAGAAGAGACAUCUUCUUUCCAUGCUGGGAAAACUACACAUUCCGUCCCCACCGGUGGCAGUUGCGCCUUCGCAGUCUGGAUCACGGGUCCCUGAUGGAGCGGAUGAUCAUGAAAUCCUCCGCUCUAGCUUGCGCUCUAACAAUGUGAACAAUCAAGUUCAGCUUGCGUCUGACGACAAUGGGGAGCUACCGUUGCUUGUAAAGGAUUUGUUGGAUCAGGCGAUCACCUCUGGCGUCGCGAGCGAUGCGACGGGGAGGAAUGCAUUGGUUAAAGCGAAAAAUGCAGUUCUGAAACUUGUCGCGGCCGUUGCUGCAGCAGCUGCUAAACCAAAUGGGAAGAUGAGGAAUACAAGUAGGGCGGUAUCAGUGAGCAGUACCGUUAGCAGCGGUAGUAGACGGGAUAGUGGAAUGAGCCGCGGUACGAGAGGGAUGUCAAGGGAGGUGUCUCUAGCUCUUUCUAUGUCGUCUAUGGCGUCCGUGGCCGUGAAGAAGGAGCGGAGCGAGGAUGGUGAGAGUGUUUUGAGUGCUGUGCGGAGCGAGAGUGAGAAUUUGGAUGAUGUACAAACAGAAGUGGGAGAUGGGGAUGAUACUGUCAUUGCGAGAAGUCCCAGUGAUGGCGGGCAUGUUCCAAAACGAGAGCGGGAGGGGAGCCAUACGACGGAUGUGUUAACGGAUGCUGAGGAGUAA
Molecule: messenger RNA, 3597 nt
Organism: Paracoccidioides brasiliensis Pb18
Product: condensin subunit YCG1
Exons: 3
Coding region: 1-3597 (1198 amino acids)
Biological process (GO): mitotic chromosome condensation
Cellular component (GO): condensed chromosome; condensin complex
Source: RefSeq, a predicted model, not a curated record